Molecule: messenger RNA, 1884 nt
Organism: Bufo bufo (common toad)
Lineage: Eukaryota; Metazoa; Chordata; Amphibia; Anura; Bufonidae
Gene: SLC6A3
Product: solute carrier family 6 member 3
Exons: 13
Coding region: 1-1884 (627 amino acids)
Biological process (GO): sodium ion transmembrane transport; dopamine uptake involved in synaptic transmission
Cellular component (GO): neuron projection; neuronal cell body membrane; plasma membrane
Molecular function (GO): dopamine:sodium symporter activity; norepinephrine:sodium symporter activity
Source: RefSeq, a predicted model, not a curated record
AUGAUCAAACCUAGACCAUCAGUUGAGCAGAUGUCUUCAGUGGUUGCUCCUGCUAAAGAAUCUAAUGCAAUGGGAACCAAGGAAGUGGAGCUUAUACUUAUAAAGGAACAAAAUGGAGUUCAGUUUACUAAUUCUGUACUGGUGAACUCAUCCCAGACAAAUCCUGACAUUGAAGAGAGAGAGACCUGGAGUAAAAAAAUUGAUUUUCUUCUUUCUGUUAUCGGAUUUGCUGUGGACUUAGCGAACGUUUGGAGGUUUCCCUACUUAUGUUACAAAAAUGGAGGAGGUGCAUUUCUCGUGCCAUACUUGUUUUUUAUGAUAAUUGCUGGAAUGCCUCUCUUCUACAUGGAAUUGGCUAUAGGGCAAUUCAAUAGAGAAGGAGCUGUUGGAAUUUGGAAGAUAUGCCCAAUAUUCAAAGGUGUUGGCUUUACAGUCAUUCUUAUAUCAUUAUACGUGGGCUUUUUCUACAAUGUUAUCAUUGCGUGGGCCAUCCAUUAUCUGUUCUCCUCAUUUACAUCAGAACUGCCUUGGAUUCACUGCAACAAUUCAUGGAAUAGCCCUAACUGCUCAGAGACAAGAUAUAACAAUUUCAGUGACUCUGGAUAUUCCUAUAUAAAUUAUAGUUAUAAAGUGACACCUGCUGCAGAAUACUUUGAGCGGGGUGUUCUGCAUCUUCAUGAAAGCACAGGAAUCAAUGAUUUAGGCCUGCCUCGCUGGAACCUUACAUCUUGUCUAAUUGUUGUGAUCGUAUUCCUUUAUUUCAGCUUAUGGAAAGGAGUGAAGACUUCUGGGAAGGUGGUGUGGAUUACAGCUACAAUGCCAUAUGUUGUCUUGACAGCAUUGUUACUUCGUGGCAUUACUCUUCCAGGAGCUAUAGAUGGAAUAAAAGCUUAUUUAAGUGUUGAUUUUCUUCAGCUUUGUAAGCCUUCGGUUUGGAUUGAUGCUGCCACUCAGAUCUGCUUCUCACUCGGUGUUGGGUUUGGUGUGCUAAUCGCUUUUUCCAGUUACAACAAGUUUACAAACAAUUGCUAUAGAGAUGCAAUCAUCACCACCUCAGUGAAUUCUUUGACAAGCUUUUUCUCUGGUUUUGUCAUCUUCUCUUUUCUUGGAUAUAUGUCGCAGAAACAUAAUGUACCAAUUAGUGAUGUUGCAAAAGAUGGGCCUGGAUUGAUAUUUAUAAUCUACCCUGAAGCUAUAGCUACUCUUCCACUUUCCUCCGUUUGGGCAGUUAUAUUUUUUAUAAUGCUUCUUACACUUGGAAUUGACAGCGCUAUGGGAGGAAUGGAAUCAGUAAUAACAGGGCUCCUUGAUGAAUUCAAGAUCCUACAUAGACAUCGAAAGCUUUUUACACUUUUUAUCGUCCUUUUUACAUUCUUCAUAUGCCUCUCCUGUGUAACCAAUGGUGGAAUUUAUGUUUUUACUCUGCUUGAUCAUUUUGCAGCAGGUACCUCAAUUUUAUUUGGAGUACUCAUUGAAGCUAUUGGAAUUGCAUGGUUUUAUGGAGUUAGUCGUUUCAGUGAUGACAUAAAGGAAAUGAUUGGAACGAGACCAGGACUUUACUGGAGACUUUGUUGGAAGUUUGUCAGCCCUUGUUUUCUCCUGUUUAUGGUUGUUAUCAGCAUUGUAUCCUAUAGUUCUCCAAAGUAUGGAAACUAUACAUUUCCAGAAUGGGCAAAUGUGAUUGGCUGGUUAAUUGCUGUAUCAUCCAUGGCAAUGGUACCUAUUUAUGCCAUAUAUAAAUUUUGUACUCUUCCUGGAUCCUUUCGAGAAAAAAUUGCUUAUGCCAUAACUCCUGAAAAAGAAUAUGAUCUAAUAGAAAGAGGAGAAGUGCGUCAGUUUACUGUAAGUUAUUUUCUAUAUUAUACUAGAGACUUUAUGAACUGA